Molecule: messenger RNA, 3137 nt
Organism: Carassius auratus (goldfish)
Lineage: Eukaryota; Metazoa; Chordata; Actinopteri; Cypriniformes; Cyprinidae
Product: myb-like protein X
Exons: 2
Coding region: 162-2621 (819 amino acids)
Molecular function (GO): GTP binding
Source: RefSeq, a predicted model, not a curated record
AGAAAAAGAUACGAGAGGAGCUGAAGAGAGAACGAGAGGAAUGGGAGAAACAGAAACAACAGGAAAGACAAAGAAGAGAAGAAGAGGAGGAUAAAUGGAGAAAGAAAGAGCAGGCAACAUGGGAUGAAUGUAACCAGAGACUUAUAGAAGAGAGAGAGAGAAUGGAAAGAGAGAAGGAAGAUCUCCAAUACAAACAUGAAAAAGAGAAAAAGCGAAUGAAGCUGAUGAUUGAUGAGGAAAGAGAGACUCAUGACAAAGAAAGGAAGAGAAGAGAAGAGGAAUUUAGGGAGAGAGAAGAACGAUAUAAAACUGAGAUGAAAAGAGAACGAGAGGAAUGGGAGAGACAGGAACAAGAAGCAAAACGAAAAAGAGAUGAAGAGGAGGACAGAAGGAGAAAGAUAGAACAGGAAACAUGGGAUGACUAUUAUCAGAAACUUAAACGAGAGAGAGAAAGAAGACAGAGAGAAAGAGAAGAUCUUCAGUUCAAACAUGAACAAGAGAGAGAGAGAAUGAAGAUGAUGGAGAAAGAAAGACAAAAUCAUGAAAAAGAAAGAAAGAGAAGAGAAGAUGAAUAUAUUGAAAGGGAAAAACAAUAUAAAACAGACAUUAAAAACAUAGAAGAACAAGAGAGAAAGAUAAGAGAGGAGCUGAAGAGUGAACGAGAAGAAUGGGAGAAACAGAAACGAGAAAGAGAAGAAAAGGAAGAAGAAAGACAAGUAUUUGAGGAUCUUUACACAGAAAGUUCUGAGGAUGAUGACGAUUCUUCAUCAGAUUCAGGAUGUUUGAGAAUCUUACUGUUUGGGAGGACAGGAAGUGGAAAGUCUGCAACAGGAAACACUAUCCUUGGAAACUAUGAGUUUCACAGUGAAGCCAGUUCACGUUUGGUGACCACUGUUUGUCAGAAGGGAGUUGGUGAAGUUGAUGGUCAGUCAGUAUCUGUUAUUGAUACUCCAGGACUCUUUGACACAACACUGACAAAAGAACAAAUGCAGGAAGAAAUAUUGGAAUGUGUUUCACUGUCAGCACCUGGACCACAUGCCUUCAUCAUUGUGCUGAGUGUGGAACAAAUCACUCCAGAGGAGAAAGACACUUUAGACAUGAUCAAGAUGAUCUUUGGCACAAAAGCAGCAGAUUUCUGCAUUGUUCUCUUCACAAGAGGAGAUAAUCUGAGAGGACAAACGAUAGAGCAAUAUGUAGAGAAAAGUAAAGAUGCUGAUCUCAAGAAACUGAUCAGUGACUGUGGAAACAGAUUCCUGGCUUUUAACAAAACAGAAAAUCAUGAUCAGACACAAGUUACUCAUCUGUUAAAUAUGAUAAAAGAGAUGAAUCAAGGCCAAUACUUCACUAAUGAGAUGUUUUACGCAGCAGAGAUCUCCAUAGAAAAAAUAAGGGAAAUGAUAAUAGAGAAUGAAAGACAAUAUCAGUCUGAAGUUAAAGAAUUAAAAGCCAUAUAUGAUAUGCAAUUUAAAAGCAUGAAAAAAACACUAAAUGAGAAAAAACAAAAGAUACAUGAGGAAAAACAGAGGCUGAAGAACAAGUUCAGAGAACAAGAGGAAACCUUAAGGAGAGAAUUUGAGGAGAAAGAAAAAUCAGAUCAGGAGAAACAAGAGACGGAGGAUCAGAAACGAUCAGAAGAAGAGAAACAGCAAAGACAUGAAUAUCAUCAGAGAAUAGAGAAGAUGAAGAAAGAGAUUGAAGAUCAGAGAAUACAGUAUGAAAAACAGCAAAAAGAAAGAGAAGAAGAAGAAGAUAGAAUGAGAGGAGUAGAGUUUAAACAAGAUCAAGAAAAAAUGAAAAAUGAUCAUGAACACAUCAUGGUAGAGUUAAGAAAAAAACAGGAAGAGGAAAUAAAAAAGAGAGAUUUCGCGGAACAAAUGAGGAAUGAACAAGAAGAGAAAGAGAGAGAGGAAUGGGAGAGAAAAAUAAAAGAGACUGAAAGUGACAAAGAGACUCAAGAGGAAAUUAAACAACAGCAGAGAGAAUGGGAAGAAGAGAAGAACAGACAGAUGAGAGAACGAGAGGAAGAGGAAAGAGAGUCAAAAGAGAGACACAUGAAACAACUGAGAAAAAAACAAGAAGAACUGGAGAAGAUAAGGAAGAAAUUUGAAAACAACAGAGAAGAAGAAGAACAGAUGAUAGAGGAGGAGAGAGAGAAACUGAAAAGAGAGACAGAACAGAAGAAAAGAGAAUAUGAAGAAAAGAUAAAUGAAAUGGAGAGACAUUGUGAGCAGCUGGAGCGAGAGAGAAAAGAGGAGUGGAGGAGAAGGAAACGAGAGGAUGAAGAGAGACGAGUGGAGAAGAGAAAUAAAUGGGAGAAAAUGAUAGAAGAUCUGAAACAAGAGCAUGAGGAGGAGAUCAAGAGAAGAGAAAGAGAGGAGACAGAAAGAAUAGUCAGAGAAGAAAGAGAGUGUGAUGAAAUGAAACAGCAACAGAAUGAACAAAUAGAGAGGAUGAAGAAGAAACAUCAAGAUGAAGCCAGAAAUUUUAAUGAUUUCAGAGAGAGAAAAGAACAGCACAAUCAGGAGCUCAAGGAGAGACUUGAAGAGUUUCAAAAACAACAGAAUAAAGUGAAAAGAUUAAGAAUGGACCUGGAAGAUAAAUGGUCAUGUCAUGUCAUGUGAAAAAUUAUUGAUCAGCCAAAUGAAUGGCAACUUGACUUUUGUAGUGAAUUUGAAGGGUUAUUCGGUCUUUCUCUUUCUUUCUUCAUAUAAUCAAGGUUAUUCCCACAUGCUCCUGAAGGCUCACUGUCAUGCAGAUUUUAAUCACUUACUGAACAUACCAGUUAUUAUUAAGAGAUCAUGUAGACCUUGAUGAGUGGAUUUUAAUAGACCUGAAUUAAAAUGAUCAUACAAAAUACAUUUUUUGGUAGAUUAAAAAAAAUGAUGAAUUAUAGCAGAUCAUAAAAGAUAAAAAAAAAGAUAGAAAACUGAUGUCAGCUGUUCAUGGACUGUAAAGUCUCUCAUGCAGUAGAUAAAACCUAAGAUGCUGAUCAUAAUAAUACCAUAACUAAAAAGUGUUAAAGGAAGUUGUGAUGAGUGGGGCGGGCCGAGGGACGUGGGAACGAGGAGCGAGACCGGUGAGUGUCGCAGGUGUUGCUCGUUCCCACGUCCCUCGGCCCCGCCCCACUCGUCACAGAA